GUUUUGACCUAGUACGCUGCGAGGAACCAGGUGUGCCUAGUUAUGGCUAUAAGACUCAAGACGACGGCCAUUAUGCCAACACCUUUGUCCUGUACUCCUGCAACCCUGGAUACAGUCUCUAUGGCACCGGGACACUAACCUGCCUGAGCGGAGACAGACGUGUCUGGGACAAACCACUUCCUUCCUGUAACGCGGAGUGUGGAGGUCACCUGACUGGAGCCGUUUCUGGACGGAUACUUUCUCCAGGAUAUCCUGCUCCAUACGACAACAACCUCCACUGCACCUGGACCAUAGAGGCUGACACGGGCAAGACUAUCAGCCUCCACUUCAUUGUCUUUGACACGGAGGUCGGUCACGAUAUCCUGAGAGUUUGGGAUGGUCCAUCUGGGCCGUCAGACGGGGGGAUCCUGUUGAAAGAAUGGUCCGGCCCAGCCUUACCUGAAGAUAUCCACUCGACUUUCAACAUACUCACACUGCAGUUUGAUACUGAUUAUUUCAUCAGCAAGCAAGGAUUUUCUAUCCAGUUUUCUACUACUACAGCAACAACGUGCAAUGACCCCGGCAUCCCUGUGAAUGGUUCUCGAUACGGCGACAGUAAGGAGCCUGGAGACAGUACGACCUUCCAGUGUGACCCAGGAUACCAGCUGCAAGGCUCCGACACCAUCACAUGUGUACGGAUGGAUAACAGAUUCUACUGGCAACCUGACCCCCCAAUGUGUAUCGCGACCUGUGGGGGUAACGUCAGCGGCCCCUCAGGAGUAAUUCUGUCUCCUAACUACCCCCAGCCUUACCCCGCAGGGAAAGAGUGUGAUUGGAGAGUCAGGGUCAACCCAGACUUUGUCAUUGCUCUCAUCUUCAAAAGUUUCAACAUGGAGCCAAGUUACGACUUCCUGCACAUCUACGAGGGUGAAGACUCUAAUGGGCCGUUACUAGCAAGUCUCCAAGGCAACCAGGCCCCAGAGCGAAUAGAGAGCAGCAGUAACAGUCUCUUCCUGGCGUUCAGAUCGGACGCCUCACUGGGCAUGUCUGGGUUCGCCAUCGAAUUCAGAGAAAAACCAAGAGAGGCCUGUUUUGACCCUGGUAACAUUAUGAACGGCAGUCGGACCGGAUAUGACUAUAAACUGGGAUCUCAGGUCUCUUACAACUGUCACCAUGGCUACACAACAAUGGGCGGGGAAAGCAUCACCUGUGUCAUGGGGAAUGAUGGGAAGCCUGUGUGGGACAGGGCACUGCCAACAUGUAAAGCUCCAUGCGGAGGACAGUACGAUGGAUCUGAAGGGGUUGUUUUGUCUCCAAACUAUCCCCUAAACUACACUACCAGACAGACAUGCUCCUACUACAUCACUGUCUCCACACAGUUUGUGGUGUUCGGUCAGUUUGCUGUUUUCCAGACAGCGAUGAAUGACUCAGUGGAGCUGUUUGAUGGAGCCGAUGAGAAUGCUCGAUUGCUCAGCUCCCUGGCGGGGUCACAUUCAGGAGAGACAUUGCCAUUGGCAACUUCCAAUCAGAUCAUGCUGCGGUUCAAUGCGAAGAGUGGCCAGUCUGCUAGAGGCUUUCACUUUGUCUACCAAGCCGUGCCUCGCACCAGUGAAAGUCAGUGCAGUUCGGUGCCAGAGCCUCGGUACGGCAGGCGGAUCGGAUCAGAGUUCUCCACCGGCUCUGUGGUUCGCUUUGAGUGCAGUCCAGGGUAUCUUCUGAAAGGAUCCAGUGCUAUCUGGUGUCAGGCCGUGCCAGGUGCCCUUGCUCAGUGGAAUUCAACAACACCAUCCUGUAUAGUUCCCUGCAGUGGCAAUUUGACUGAACGUCGCGGUACAAUCCUUUCUCCUGCCUAUCCUGAACCUUACCCAAACAGCCUCAACUGUCUGUGGAGGAUCCAUGUCAGUGAAGGGGCCGGGAUACAGAUCCAAGUGGUUACGUUUGCUACUGAGCACAACUGGGAUUCUCUGGAGAUUUACGAUGGAGGAGACAUGACAGCUCCUAAAUUAGGGUCAUUUUCUGGAACAACUGCUCCCGCUCUCCUCAAUUCAACGUCCAAUCAGCUCCUUCUGCACUUUCAGAGUGACAUCAGUGUGGUGGCAGCUGGUUUUCACCUAGAAUACAAGACUGUUGGACUUACCACCUGCCCAGAGCCAAUGAUACCAGCCAAUGGGAUUAAGUCAGGAGACAGAUAUAUGGUCAAUGAGGUGGUGGCAUUCUCCUGUGAGCCUGGCUACACGUUACAGGGCCACUCUCACAUCUCCUGCAUGCCGGGGACUGUGCGUCGAUGGAACUACCCACCACCUCUUUGCAUAGCUCGGUGCAGUGGGGUGUUGUCUGAGAUGAGUGGUGUCAUCCUCAGUCCGGGUUUCCCUGGCAACUAUCCCGGCAACCUGGAUUGCACCUGGCAAAUCACCCUGCCAACUGGAUAUGGAGCACAUAUUCAGUUCCUAAACUUCUCUUCUGAAGACAACCACGACUUCCUUGAGGUCAGAGCUGGACCACAGCACAGCUCUGCUCUGAUUGGACAGUUUACUGGCUCUCAGAUCCCACCCCUUCUGCUGAGCACUACCCACCUGACGGUCAUCCACUUCUACAGUGACCAUUCAGAGAACAGACCGGGGUUUAAACUAACCUAUCAGGCCUAUCAACUUCAAAACUGCCAGGACCCCUUUCCUUUCCUCAACGGUGACAUCAUCAACGGUGACUACAGCGCUGGCCAAUCAGUAACUUUUCAGUGCUACCCCGGUUAUGUUUUGAUCGGACACCCUGUCCUAACGUGCCUGCACGGGACCAACCGGAAGUGGAACCACCCAUUUCCACGCUGUGAGGCUCCUUGCGGCUAUAAUGUCACAGCUGAAAACGGGACAAUCUAUUCACCUCAGUACCCCAUUGAAUACCCCAACUUUCAAGACUGCAGCUGGCUCAUCACUGUUCCCCACGGACACGGAGUUUAUAUCAACUUUACCUUAUUGCAGACGGAGCCUGUCACUGAUUACAUCGCUGUCUGGGACGGCCCAGAGAUGUCUAGUCCUCAGCUGGGAGUCUUCAGCGGCAACACAGCAUUGGAGUCGGCCUACAGUACCAGCCCGAAGGUCUUGAUCCGCUUCCACUCUGACUUUUCCACUGGCGGGUUCUUCUUCAUUCUCAACUACCAUGCCUACCGUCUGAAGAAAUGUCCUGCUCCGCCUGUUGUGGAGAACUCAGAGGUGAUCUACGAAGAUGAAGACUUCCAGAUUGGUGAUAUUGUGAGGUACCGUUGUCUACCUGGAUAUACACUGGUGGGAAAAGCCGAGUUGAUGUGUAAACUCAAUACCCAUUUGCUUUUUGAAGCCCCGCCACCAACAUGUCAAGCCCAGUGCCCAGCCAAUGAGGAGCGGACAUUGUCAUCAGGAGUGAUACUUAGCCCUGGGUUUCCUAGCAACUACCCCAACAGCCAGACGUGCUCCUGGCUGCUUCACAUGGUUCCAGGUUACACCAUCAACAUAUAUGUAGAGAUGUUCCACAGCGAGAAACAAUUUGAUGAACUGGAGAUUUUUGAUGGAUCCUCAGGGCAAAGUCCUCUUCUCGUCGCUCUAAGUGGAAACCACUCAUCUCAGCUCAACUUCACAUCGAAAACAAACCAGCUCUAUCUACGCUGGUCCACUGACCAUGCCACAAACAAGAGAGGGUUCAAGAUACGAUACUCAGCUGCCUACUGUAGCAUCAAUGAUCCUCCAGUGAACGGUGGCGUGGUCAACCGAACCAAACUCCGUCCAGGGAGCAGACUUCAGUUUUAUUGUAACCGUGGUUACCGCAUGAUAGGCUCAAGCAAUGCCACCUGCAGGCUUCACCCCAAUGGGCUUUACCAGUGGGACGUACCAACACCGUUUUGUCAAGCUGUCUCAUGCGGAAUUCCUCAGUCACCCGGCAACGGAAGCUUCCAAGCCAACCAGUACACCGUUGGUAGCCAGGUCACCUACCAGUGUAACCAUGGUUUCCACCUUGACCCAGGUGCUCAAAUGACUGCAGAGUGUUUGGAGGAUGGCAGCUGGAGUAAUACUGCCUCAGCCCCCAGAUGCCUACCGGUCCACUGCCCCAGCACAGAGGGCACCUUGUCAGAUCACAUGACCUCCCGCCUGCUCUCUGGUAGGUCGGCAGAGUUUGGGUCUAUGGUGAUGCUGGAGUGCUCCACAGGGUACUAUUUGGGAGUGGGUCAUCGGACUCUUCGCUGCCUUGCCAAUGGGACCUGGGAGGGGUCAGACGACCUAGCUACAUGCAAGAUCAUCUCUUGUGGAGAGCUUCCCACUCCACCCUUUGGGACCAAACUGGGGACGCUGACUACAUUUGGAGCAACUGCAAUCUUUAUGUGUAACCAUGGUUACACGCUGGUGGGGUCACAUGUCAGGGAGUGCGGUGCUAACGGGCUGUGGAGCGGAGCAGAGACCAGGUGUCUAGCUGGUCACUGUGACUCUCCAGAUCCUAUAGUCAAUGGACACAUUAGUGGAGAAGGCUCUAGUUUCCGUGACACUGUGGUGUACCAGUGCAUGUUGGGAUAUCGUCUUAUCGGCACAUCGGUCAGGAUCUGUCAGCAAGACCAUCGGUGGUCUGGAACAACUCCCGUCUGCGUCCCCAUCACUUGUGGUCACCCCGGCAACCCAGGCAACGGGCGAACCAAUGGCAGCGAGUUCAACCUCAAUGAUGUUGUAAACUUCACCUGCUACAGAGGUUACGUCCUGAGUGGAAAUGCACGUGCUCAGUGCAGACUCAACGGCCAGUGGAGCAGCCCCCUACCUGUCUGCAAAGUGGUCAACUGUUCCGACCCCGGCCACGUGGAGAAUGGUGUGCGCCAGUCGAGCCUACGUUACCCAGAAGUCUUCAGCUACGGUGUAUCCGUGGCGAUCCACUGUAAACGAGGCUUCUACCUCCUGGGCUCCGCCAUCCUCACAUGCCAGCACGAAGGACGGUGGGACCGACCAAUCCCUCGCUGCCUAGCUAUUUCCUGUGGCGACCCGGGUGUACCCCCUAAUGCGGUAAUAUCUGGGACUCACAGUUGGACGUACGGUUCAGUGCUGCAGUACUCCUGUCUGCCUGCAGGGGUGCUGGUGGGCAACGCUUCUCGUCACUGUCAGGAGGACACCACGUGGAGCGGAGCGCCGCCAUACUGCACUGGUGCAAGUCCAGGAAUCUGUGGCGACCCGGGGAUGCCUCCCCACGGCGCCCGUCUAGGAGGCGAGGAAUUUAAAACCAAGAGCCUGCUGCGUUUCAGCUGCGAGGCGGGAUAUAAUCUGAUUGGCUCAGUCGAGAGGACCUGCCUACACAACGGGACUUGGAGCGGCACACAGCCUGUCUGCCAAGCUGUAUCCUGUGGUAACCCUGGCACUCCAGCACACGGCAGAAUAGUCGUAAAUGAUGGCGUCACCUUCGGCAGCUCGGUAGCUUAUGCAUGCUGGGACGGCUUCAAAACAUCAGGUCUGAUCAACAGACACUGCACAACCAAUGGGACAUGGACAGGACAACCCCCAGACUGCGCAGUGAUCAGUUGUGGAGAUCCUGGCCCAGUAGCCAAUGGCAUCUAUAUAGGAAGUGAUUUUAGUUUCAACCACACAGUGACGUAUCGCUGUAACCCCGGUCACCUGAUGGAGCCGCCUGCUCGCAGCGUUCUGCGCUGCAGCAAGGAGGGAACCUGGAACCAGACCAAACCCAACUGCAGAGUAAUCCAGUGUGGGCCUCCUGCUCAAGUGCACCACGGGAAAGUGGAAGGAACUGACUACUCAUGGGCCUCGAGUGUUAGUUACAGUUGUUUCCAUGGUUACCAGUUGUCCACUCCUGCUGUGUUAACAUGUGAGGGGAACGGGACGUGGACAGGAGACGUACCGCAGUGCUUGCCUGUCCUGUGUGGAGAUCCUGGCUCUCCUGGAGGUGGAUUCAGAGAGGGGAACAUGUUCUCUUACAGGGCGGAGGUCCGGUUCUACUGCCACACGCCCUACCUGCUGGUGGGCUCCGCGUCCAGAGCCUGUCAGGCUGAAGGGAUUUGGAGCGGCCAACAACCAGCCUGUAUAGACCCAGCCUUCAACAGCUGUCGUGACCCAGGGACUCCGGCCUAUGGGGUCCCAGUCAUGGGCCAGGGCUUUCAGGUUGGCAGUAAGAUUUCCUUCAAGUGCCGCAAGAACUAUCACAUCCUUGGUUCUACCACGAGAACAUGCCUAGAAAACCUAACCUGGAGUGGAACUCAACCUGAGUGCAUCGCCCAUUCAUGCAGACAGCCGGAGACCCCCAGUAAUGUUGAUGUUCGAUCCAUGGAGCUGCCCACCCUGGGAUACACGCUGAUCUACACCUGUCAGGAUGGUUUCUAUCUGGCCGGGGGAUCAGAGCACAGAACCUGCAAAAGUGAUGGGAGAUGGUCGGGUAAACCUCCGCUCUGUAAAGUUGGAGUGAAAGUCAAUCCCAAAGUCAGAGGAGACUCAGAUGUUCAGAAAAACAAGAUUCGAGUUCCAGUGGAUGUGUUUUCUCCAAACUCUGAGUGGAGCGGUUUCUACGAGUAUCUAGGGAAAAGACAGGCCACCACAUUCACAGUUACUGGGUUCAACACUACCAGCAGCAGAGUCAACGUCACAUUACUGGAAACCAGCGGGGUGUCAAUCAGACUGUCAGGUACCUACAAGUCAGAGGAAAACCAGCUGCUGCUGAAGGUGUACCAGGUGAAGGGGCCCACAGAGCAUUACUACAGCAAGUUUAAAAACGACAACUGGGCCAUGGACGGAUAUGUUACUGCAGAAUCCGACCAGAAGACUUUUGUCUACCAGGGUCAUACUCACAGUAAAGACUUUGGCAAGUUCCAUCUAACAAGGCAAGGCCCUGUAACCAUGGCAAUGGACCCAUCCAACCCCUACACCAACAGCAGCUCCGUGGCAGCCGCCAUCUUAGUUCCUUUCUUUGCCCUCAUCCUGUCUGGAUUCGCCUUCUAUCUCUACAAGCACAGGUCUAUGAAGAUGAGUGCUGCACGGACAUUGUCUGCUGAGACAGAUGACAAUGAGAGACCAAAAGACACCUGGGGGCCUGGCGGCAGGACACGUCCCAAGGUCCAGUUCAAUGGCUAUGUCGGCCAUGAGAGCUCCAACGGUCAGGCAUCAUUUGAAAACCCAAUGUAUGACACCAACAUGAAGCCCACUGAGGCUAAGGCAGUUCGAUUCGACACCACACUCAAUACAGUCUGUACCGUAGUAUAGUACAACAACCUGCCACCACCUAAACAGUGGUUCAGUCCAACCUCCCUGUCGCAGUCUGUGCUGUGGUUUCACCAAACAGAAGAAAGAAGAAAUGAUUUGGACUUGUUACUGUGAGCAGUUUGUGUUGUAGCAUGCUGGUCCUCUGGCAGUAUAACCUGCACAGUAAUGCAGCUCUGCUCCACCUCCUACCUGCAAAAAGGUAUCAUCCUCCUCUACCCAUAGUCGGAAAGAGCGAAAUACGUUGGAACCAGUACACAAGGGAGUAGACAAUGAAGUUAUCAAAUGUGUUGUUGAGGAGAUCAACACUGGGACUAGAAUUAUUCUGAGGCAUUGUUGCCAUUAAAACACCAAGGAAAAACACAAAAGAUGGUACAACUAAUUCCUUCAAGAGCGACAACCUCACUGUACAGUGUGCAUCCAGUGUCAGAUGACUACUGCAAAAAUCAACCUUAUUAUGGAAAGUGCUUUGUAUGGCCCAUGAAUACCCUCCCUGCAACCUGAAUGUGGUUUGCCCAACCUGACCCCACGCCAAAUGUGCACAGUGUAGGCUCUUAACUUAUGAAGUCCCCUGCUGCAGGCCAGACAUGGGUGAUGCAAGGGGGAAGCACAUGGACUCGCACUCUUUUAUCCCCUUCAGACAUCAAAAAGUAAUUUGAUUGUUCCUUAUAUGUCAACAUAAAAACCAUCACUGGUGCUAGACCAAAAAAAUCCCUGUAGACCUCCAUCAUGCUUGACUUGACGGGACUAGACUCUGACGUAACUUAAGCUCUCAGAUUCUGUUUUGGGGGAAUCUGAUAUCAAUCGACUGCUGUUAAAUGGAUCACCAAAUGCAGUCAAUGCAGUGACGAGCUCAACACAUAAAUUCCUUAAAAGCUCAAAUCUCAUCCAGUACUGGACACUAGUAUUAGAUGUGUACUAGGAGCUGUGGACUAGUGCUGGACAAGCCAGGGUCAAAUAACAGUUGCAGAUACAAUUAAAAUGUUUGUUUCAGCCUACGUAGAGAACUGAAUGGCUUCAACAAUAUCAGGAAAAUCACAGAGUGAGGUAUGUUGACUUGUCAGAUUCUCAAAAAGAUAACUGUGAGGUGGUGUUUACGUUCUGCCACUUAUGACCUACUUAUGAAGUAUUUGAAAACUAAUGUAUGCUUAAACAUAUCAGAUCAAACAUUUGCAAAUGCUAUUUACCCCAAGUUUAUUACAAGACCCUGUGAUCUAGUUCUAGAUGAGUUUUUGCCGUUUUUAAAAUAUUCUUUGGACGUACUAUACACUUAAGAUCAAUACGAUGAACAAUAUUCAACACUAGCACUAAGCAGACUUCGUUAAACCAGAAAACCAGACAUUUGAGUUGCCGGGCUGGUGUCCACAGAGGCCUGUCUCACACAAUCAAAGAGUCAGACAGCUGAUUCUUGUUCUUGGACUGGCCAGGAUUCAGAGCUUGGUGGCCGAAAAAGAGGAAGCCUGGAGGCAAUAAGCUGUCAAGAUCUUCAACUGCUGCAAUCAGCUGCGGCCAAAUCCUGGAAAUGAUUCGUCUUCUCCUAACUCUGGGCGGGAUUAUCAGUCAAAUGUUGACUGAUUUAUUUUCUACAGCAUACUCUCCAGCCACAAGAACAGAAAUGAUCAACAGAUUAACGGACAGACUGGUUGAAUGACGGAAACAGACAAAUGGACGGAUAGCCCCUUCUGUCCGUCAUGCUGGAAAAGAGAGACAAAGACAGGUUGCUAUGGAGACUGAGGCAAAUAGUUGUCUCUUUUAGUCUCUUCGGUCAUUUUUCUUCAGUGAAGAUAUUGAUGAACAGACUCUAUGUUCAAAUACCCAGUGGCCCCUGGGACUUCCCAAACCACUGCUGCUGGGGACCCCAAAAUAUAAACUUUAUAUAAACUCUUAAACCGCACAAAUUUUGCACUAGUGUGUUUUUCUGACUUGGGUCUGAAAUGGGUUUGAAAAAUGAGUCAUUCGAAAAAAGAGAAUUUUAUUCAGAAACUUCUAUCUUUAAAAAGACGAGAAAAAUGACAAAAUACAGGGUUACAGAGUGUUUGUAUAUACACAUUUAUAUCACACACUCCCUGUAAGCAGAAGGUGUGACCACAUGCUAUACUGUUGUUUAUUUUGUUGCCAUGAGAACACGCUAGCCAACCAGAAAGUUGGGAUCAGUUUACCCUCGGACCUCUGAGCUUUUAGUGUCACGAAAUGACACCACUUUCAUUUGUGCCAUUUAUAGAACAGUGGAUGCUUCUGAAAGCUGAUACUGCACAGUGUGAGUGCUGUAAUGUGUGGAAGAAAUACACAGAAAGCCUCACAUCCAUAAUAUGCAGUAUGGUCCCACUGAAACACAGGUACACCACUGCUAGUUUUAUUUUCAGGUAUUAAACUCCAUCAUUUCCUGAGAUACUGUACAGUGUUUUAUGAAUAUUAAAUAGUAUCUCUCUAUGGGCUUUUUUUCAGUUUAGCAGUGUUAGCUUUCAGGAAUGUAACUGUUUCUAUAACUCUUUAAAAAUAUGUGUUGCCAGUGUCCCAAACUAUCAACAUAAUCCUACGUCAUCUCUGAACACAUUUGACAUAUCUGAUUUUAUUUCAACACGUCUUUUUAAAGAGCCCACCAUGUAUUCGUGAUCAGUUUGAUCAUCUGUCACGUAAGGCAGAGGACAAACGAAUACAGUACGAAGACAACAUGCACAAUUAUUGUUGUCGGCAGUUAUUGCCCCUAUCCAUUUUAGAAAUACCUCGUGUGCAGAGAGAAAGUUACAUCCUGCUUAUUAUCGCAGGAACUUCACUGCAACAAAUACACAAGCUUAGCGAGUGCGACCUUUCAUUUCCUGGUAUUUUAAGACACAAUGUCGUACAAACACCCUGUAGUCUUGGGAAUUCAAGAAAAUCCACUGGUUUUAAAUCACUUGCCAAGCUUGUUAUUUCUCGCAGUGUUCUCUCAAAAUAAUUGUAUUUUUGGAAAGAUGCUGCACUUGGUUUAGAAUUCAUAGAUGUAACUGCUUUCAGUGUGUGUCUUCAGGCCUGUUUCUCGUUUGUAUCACUCCAUGCGAUCCAUUUUGGCAUUACACCUGCAUGAUUUGUAUUGUCCAAAUAAGCUCAAACCAUCAUACUGUCAUACGUACAAACAAAAAAACAUAUCCAUUGAUUCGCACAGGAGUGUGGAAGGUAUGAGAUAUUAGUUAAUGAAAAUAUGUCAUUCUAAUUAUGAUUUUGUCGAUGAAACACUUAAUACAAUUAUAUUGCAGUUAGGAUUUUAACCAAGUCCCAAAUAUUGAGGAGAAAACAUUUGUUAUGAGAAGUUUGUCACAUCCACCUUUUUGAUAUGCUAGAACGAAGUGACAAGCAAAUUGCAGUUUUGCAUUUGCAUUUCCGGCUCUUUUAAUUGAAAAGGAUUUUCUGAAAAUGAACACCAGUUUGAAUGUUGCAAAUGAAAUGAGGACGAAACAAUGGGGGAAAUGUUUGGAAGCAUGAAUACAGGAUGUUGUUGGUAUUAUGGUAUCUAUUGUUAGCCUGUCAUUCAUAGCCUCAGGGUCAGGGUCGUGGUCAGACAGCCAGAAACAUUUACACCCGUUAGAGAGAGAAAAUUAGGGUACAAGUUAUUAUACUGGGAAGAGUUAGAGAGCGGGGGAAAGACAGUAGACACACUUUGAAAAUCUUCUCAUAUACAGAUAAACAGACAUCUGUAAACAACAGCAGAUAGUGAUCCUCUUCACCUUUUAUUGCUCGAGUGCUUCUAUUUUAAUUGAUUAAAUUAAUUCAGUUGCGAUUCCCUAUGGAGUCAAGAGAGCAUAAUGGAGCCUGAAAAUUAGAGGUUGCAAGGUUUCUACAGGCGUAGUAAAAGGUGUAAUUUUUAACAAUUACUGUAAUGAUACGGAUCUGAUCUCCCAGUGAGACUGAACCAGAGCACUUCGACUCAGCGCUGUCCCAUCAGAGGGGCUCUACCGAGGUUAGCUUUCACAUCUUGUGUACCCAUAGACAUGUGGGUAAUUGCAGAUUUAAAAUACAGUGAGGAAGUUCACAUCUAAGUAUUACAACAUUGCUGUAUUAUUUAAUCCCCUUGAUUCUAAUACCUCGACUCUGUUUUAAAUUAAAAAAAUUAAAGUUUAUUCUAUAUUUGAAAAUGUCUGUUAUAAACAAAAACAUCAUUAUCAAAGGCACAGAGACAGAUCUCCAUUGUUCCCAGUUAGUACUCCAAAAUGAGUGAGAUGUGGAGCUGAAAGCUGGGCAUAAUUCGCUUUCAUAGCUAUUUAAUUGAAAUUAAAGGACUGCGAAUGAUUGAAAAGGGAAGAAAGCCAUUCCUCUGUGAGGUCUACCUGUAUUUCUUCUCACUUAUAAAAUAAGGAGGCCUAUUGUUGUGGCUCUGAUUAAAAUCACUCUUUUGAAAAAUAUCUUACAAUGGACAACUUUUUUUGUUGAAGUUUGCCGUGACUUCAUUUCAAUAUUAACAAAAGCAAAUCUUAUAACAAAGGCCCUUUCUUAGAGUAAUGACAUAACGAGUGACGUCUAGCUUAUGUCUUAAUUUCUAUUGGAAUAUGUAGAAAAGACAGUGUGCGGAGGCUGUACAACUUCAUCUGUUUAUUGAUCAGUCUUCUCCUGGAUAUGACACAUACCUCCUUGAAGAUAAGUUGAGAAUGACUGAAGACUUUCUUUACAACAUAGGAAGAAGUUUUCACAUUUGCCUUUAAUUUGGUACUGUCAGCAGUCCUCGCCGUUUAAAGAGCGACAGCUGGUUAAAUAUUUUUAAAACUUACCCACUACAUUUUGAAAUGCCAAGGUUGUUUCUGCUUCUUCAGCUCAGACUUUUCACAGUUGGGGAAAUAGGUUGUCCCUUACUAAAGUGGUAUUGUCAGCAGUCCUCAUUGAAACAAAGGGGCCUAGGUUGCUGCGAGCUUAAGGAAAAACACAGCUAAAACUGUAAAUGUCACACGCUUAAAAUAAUUACAUAAUUGAUUCAAUGCAGAUAUAAGACAUGAACACUACAUAAAGAUGAAUUUAUUAUCCCGCAGGGAGGACACUGAUCUUUUCUAGGAACACUAGUAUGGCUGCUUUCAGAUUCAGUUUGUAGUGAAAUUAAAAUGUUAUGUAUUGCCCUUGACAGGCCUUUGUCAGCUUCUGCUCAAUAGUUUGGAUAGGACAAACUUCUCAUGUCAUACGCUCAGCUUUAGAGCUUUGAAGAAAAUCACUAUCUUUGUCAGAAUUGAACGUGAGUUGACUGACUUCACUGCUUCAGUCACUCACUUCACUCACUGCUUCACUGCUGACUUCACCUGCUUCACUCGGAUGAAUUAUUGACAUUACGGCACAUGGCAGCUUCUAGAUUGAGACACCACACAUAUAAGUGUUACAGUCACACAUGAUGAUGGGAUACAGUCUCCGCAAAUCAUUUUGACUUGCAGUAAGUGAGAUUGUGGCUUAUAAAUGUGUACUUUAAAAAAUGGUUUCAUUUGGUCAUAAAUGGCAGAGAUAUGUUAAAAAAAAAUGGCAAGUCUUUACCAGGAAGCUGCCAUCAUCAUUAAUGUUAUUGUUUAAAGCAUCAUGAUCACCUCCAUGUCACCUCUCAUCAUCAUCAUCAUCAUCAUCAUCAUGUGCUGCUGAACUUGAAGUAGGUGCAAAAGAAAAAAGUUUUGUACAGAAAUCUAUUUUUUAUGGAGAAUUUGUAAAAAAACAAAAACAAAUUAUUAAACAUGCUGUACUUUUUAUGAUUAAUGAUGUAGGUACAACAAAUUCUUGUUCAUUAAAGUCAAUGUUUUUACUGUUUCACUCCAUGUAAAAAUCUAUGGUUCAAACCGAGUAUAUAAAAUUCAAAUGUCAUGUGAUCUCUUUUACGGCUGAUUUUACACAGGAACAGAAAACCUUGUGGGAUGCAGAGUUUAUUUUCUCCAUGCUGGAGAGACACUUAUCUCUUGGUCACACCUGUAAAAAAGUUUUUUAUUCAAACUCAAAAACACUUCAGUCCUAUAACUGAUGUGUCAGCUCCAACUCCUCCACAGAUUGGGGCUGGCAGAGUUUGCGUUUCAUUUUAACAUUUAAAUCCCCAUUCCCUGCAGAAAUAUGGUAUAUAAUGUGGCUUUUAAUGCGGCAGCUGUGCCGUACAAGCUGCCUUAGCAUUUGUGAUUUCAUGCAUAAUGUUUACAUUCAUUUUCUGAAUACAUUUAAGAUACCUACACCAGAUGUUUAGUGUCAAAAUGUCAUGAACGGUAUUCAUGGAUGGGGUGAAAAUGACACUUUCUUUAAAACAUAAGUGUUCCUGUGUAAAAACAGCUCUGUGUGGCUGAUCCUGGUGUCUAUAUCUGGGAGAGGGAUGACUUCCACGGGCACAAAAGAUUUUGAAUGACUUGACCUCUUUACGGCCCAAAAUGUGACCUUACGUCUGUUAAGCAAGGAGUCAUCUGGCUCUCCUUGUUUAGACAUAAUGGGUUUAGAGUGGAAAAUAAAUUGGUGGUAAAUGUAGGCUAUGAAAGCAGCAUAGGCAAGUCUGCAACAGUUUGGAUGCUCCUAACUUGACUUGUAACUUCUUGAGUUUUGAAAAGGGCAUUUUUCUGACAGAUCAUGAGGGGGGGAAAUACAUGAGUGUUAUAAAUGAUUAUACAACAGAUACUGUAUGUGUAUAUGCAGCCUCACAACCUGCUGUUAAAGAGACUCAAAGUUUAUCUAUCAGAUAUUUUGAAAACAUUAUUUGAGAAUAAAGUUUUUGAUACAAUA
Molecule: messenger RNA, 13871 nt
Organism: Gymnodraco acuticeps
Lineage: Eukaryota; Metazoa; Chordata; Actinopteri; Perciformes; Bathydraconidae
Product: CUB and sushi domain-containing protein 1-like
Source: RefSeq, a predicted model, not a curated record